UUGGGCCACGUGGUGCUGUCCCCGGUCUGGUUCCUCUACGGCCUGCUCAUGAAGCUGUUCCAGCGCUCUGCCCCGGCCAUCACCCUCGAGAGCCCGGACAUCAAGUACCCACUGCGUCUGAUCGACCGGGAGAUCAUCAGCCACGACACCCGACGCUUCCGCUUCGCCCUGCCCUCGCCCCAGCACAUCCUGGGCCUCCCCAUCGGCCAGCACAUCUACCUGUCGGCGCGGGUCGACGGGAACCUGGUCAUCCGGCCCUACACGCCCGUCUCCAGCGAUGACGACAAGGGCUUUGUGGACCUGGUCGUCAAGGUGUACUUCAAGGACACCCACCCCAAGUUUCCCGCGGGAGGGAAGAUGUCUCAGUACCUGGAAAGCAUGCAGAUUGGGGACACCAUUGAGUUCCGGGGCCCAAACGGGCUGCUGGUCUACCAGGGCAAAGGGAAGUUCGCCAUCCGUCCCGACAAGAAGUCCAGCCCUGUCAUCAGGACGGUGAAGUGUGUUGGCAUGAUCGCGGGAGGGACCGGCAUCACGCCGAUGCUGCAGAUCAUCCGUGCCAUCAUGAAGAACCCGGACGACCCCACGGUGUGCCACCUGCUCUUUGCCAACCAGACUGAGGAGGACAUCCUGCUGCGGCCCGAGCUGGAGGAGCUGAGGAACGAACAUUCCGCGCGCUUCAAGCUCUGGUACACGGUGGACCGAGCCCCGGAAGCCUGGGACUACAGCCAGGGCUUCGUGAACGAGGAGAUGAUCCGGGACCACCUGCCGCCCCCAGACGAGGAGCCCCUGGUGCUGAUGUGCGGCCCCCCGCCCAUGAUCCAGUACGCCUGUCUGCCCAACCUGGCCCGCGUGGGCCACCCCCAGGAGCGCUGCUUCACCUUCUGAGCCCGCCUGGCCACUUCGGCCUUCUGCCUACCCUGCCUCCACCGCCCGCCACGCCCGCCCACCCUCCUCAACACCCCCCACCUCUCGGGGCCCCUGUUGGGCCUGGUCUGCCCAGGCCGGGGUGGGCACGCCAGGGCCCUUGGGAGCAGGGCUGUUUCCGGAGGACAUGGCCGGCCCUCACCUGCUCUCCCCUGAGGUGCUGGCCCUGCCCCUCGUGACCCCUAGCCCCUCCCGUCCACACUACAAGGCCCAGGGCCCAGCACUCGCUCCCCUACCCCGCUGGGCAGAGACCGGUCUGCAUAGACGGGCAGCCCUGGGACCCUGGCCUCCGCACCUGUCACCAGUGAGAUGGGUGACACCACGGUCCCUAAGGAGGGACCGUGCAGGGCCCCGAACCUCAGUGUCCCCCAGCACACGCCGAUAGCCGGGAAGCCUUGGGUAUCCCCCCCCCACACCCCGGGCCUCCUUGGGGUGCCGCUAGCCCGGGAGAGCGACGGCCACGCUGCUUGGUUGCUCUGCCCCACACCCACACCCUCCGUGGGCUGGCCCUGUGGGGGCUGGCGCAGUGCCUCUGAGGGACCACGCGGGGGCCUCGUGUUGCCCGCAGACCACCGGGUGGGCCCCUGCACGCUGGCUUUCCAGGGUCACCUGUCAGCAGGUGACAGUGGAAGUAAACCUUUGCUGGUCCGA
This is a messenger RNA of Tupaia belangeri chinensis (Chinese tree shrew), 1575 nucleotides long. It is a transcript of the gene CYB5R3, whose product is annotated as cytochrome b5 reductase 3. Gene Ontology annotation, molecular function: oxidoreductase activity; FAD binding. The transcript has 8 exons. The record is from RefSeq and is a predicted model, not a curated record. The coding region runs from base 49 to 885 and encodes 278 amino acids. Lineage: Eukaryota; Metazoa; Chordata; Mammalia; Scandentia; Tupaiidae. Gene Ontology annotation, cellular component: mitochondrion.